Molecule: messenger RNA, 1554 nt
Organism: Carica papaya (papaya)
Lineage: Eukaryota; Viridiplantae; Streptophyta; Magnoliopsida; Brassicales; Caricaceae
Source: RefSeq, a predicted model, not a curated record
AUGGCACUGUACACAUUGCUUGCAAAAGGAACUUUGUCAGAAAGGGAUCAGCCCGAGGAUGAAAGUUUUGCUUCUGAGAUGGGAAUGAGCAUUCAUUCUGAUUCUUCUAAAUCAAAGGAGAAAACUAUGCUUUGUGACUCCUCUAAUAAGAGUGUGGAAACUGACGUAGAUCGUUUAAGUUUAAAAGGCAACCUUGAGAGUUGUAGUCUUGUCCAAAAUCAAAUGGUUGGGCUAGCAAACUGUAUAGUUGACUUCCAAACGGGGGUUUCUGGUUCUGUCCAACAAGGGCAACUGCCUGCAUAUGCUCAAUCAAAUCAAGAGCCAAUUUAUUUGGGCACAAUGGAGCAGUCUUUGUCAUUAACCAAUCCAUUUCCAGAUACUGAUGGAAUUAGAACCUCUCAUUCUUUUGUUCAGAUGCCAGUUAGUGUUGAAGCUAGUGAACUAGAAGCAAGUGGAGUGGCUACAGAGGGCCCAUCUGAAGAAGGCUCGUCUUACCAUUUGAAUAACCAUAGUUGGAUUUCAAGUGACAAAUCAAGACAUUGUCCUUCAAUGGACUCCUUCUGUAACAGCUUCAUGCUGAAUGACUGCCUGAGAUGUGGCAUGGCUCCUCUUUCAUGGGGUGGCAGGAUUGUGGGCAAAAGGCAGGUUACUGGUUAUGCUAAACGACACUGUGAGGUCAGUGGUGAAGAAUACGAGUCCUUUGUCAAUAUUUUUGACGGUGGUUCCCUUUUAUAUAGCAAUAUGUCAUUUGAAGCACUCUUGAACUCGAGAAAACUGCUUGAAGAAUUCGGAUUCCCGUGUAAAGCUGUGAAUGAUGGUCUUUGGCUGCAGAUGCUAUUAAGCCAAAGGGUACAAGAAAUUGGUGCUGACACAUGCAAAAACUGUUGCCUUGUGAGUAUGGCAUGUGCUUGUAGGCAGCCAUUUGGACUUUCACCUGGAGUGAAUCCAUCUGGUUAUUACAUGCAUGAGGAUGGUCAGAAUAACCAACCUGGCAGCAUGGGUAAUGUGUAUGUUGUUGAUUCAUCUCAGGGAGAAAGAAAUGGCCUAUUUAGGCAUGUAAGAGUGCAUGUUAGGGGGCCUGUUGAUGGGCUUGCUGGUAUUGGACGUGGAAAUGCAUUUGUGCCAACAGCUUCUUGCCCUCCUACUCGUUUUGUAUAUUCACGUGUACCCGUUGGCAUGGGCAAUAGAAGUUGCCAGCAGUCUCUUGCUAAUGAUGAUUCAGAGGUUAGAAUUGACCACAAUGGAGACCUUUCUGGAGAUGGAUUGACAGCUCUAGUUGGGCUAAGCCACAGAGGGAAUAAUGCUGCUAAUGCUAAUGGAGCAGAAAUAGAGAGAGAUUAUGAGACUGAUCUGUCAUCUAGAUUGUCUGCAACCCAUAUUGAUGGGCCAAAUUCUAAUGGCAUUUCCAUGCAGAUGUUAGAAUCUCUUGAGCAUUCCAUUGGUCUUCAGGGGGAGAAUGCAGGUAGUUCUCCUAUAUCACUGGAUUUGAAGACACCUCUGAGUCACUUCCCUCCUUUUCGUUUUGGGUACGUUUUCCUUACUAUUGAUUCGUGA